This is a messenger RNA of Mangifera indica (mango), 1970 nucleotides long. RefSeq names its product SUPPRESSOR OF GAMMA RESPONSE 1. Gene Ontology annotation, cellular component: nucleus. Gene Ontology annotation, molecular function: DNA-binding transcription factor activity; transcription cis-regulatory region binding. Bases 414 to 1610 code for a protein of 398 amino acids. Gene Ontology annotation, biological process: regulation of DNA-templated transcription. The record is from RefSeq and is a predicted model, not a curated record. NCBI's taxonomy places the organism in Eukaryota, Viridiplantae, Streptophyta, Magnoliopsida, Sapindales, Anacardiaceae. The transcript is spliced from 6 exons.
UAGGCAUGAUUAUGAAACUGUUGCUGCUUUUUCCAAAUUAAAGCUUGGAGGCCACGGAAGCUUCCGUUCGAAUUUAUGGAAACACGACUGACUCGGUUUUCGAAAACAGACGUAGGUUCGUGUCCGAACGAGAGCCUCGGAGAUAGGUUCAGUCAACGUUUGGGCCCACAAAAGACUUUAGGUUUGCCUCGUUUGUCUGAGAUCCUUUUAUCCGAAGCUGAGGUUGCGCCUACAAACCUCUCAUAAGAGGCCCCAAGCUGAGUUUUCCCGCUCACUUACACUCUCUCCUGAAGUCACACACAAUUCGGUUUGCUUAAUCGAGUGGGGAAAAGUGAAAACUUCCUAUAAACUUGUUAAGCAAUUUACACGCUCUCUCUCUCUCUCUGAUUCUUGAGCUUUCUUGUUUCUUAGACAUGUCAAGGAGUUGGCUAGUUAACGGUAGAGCAAUAGCAAAGAAAGUGAGAAAUGCCACAAGAUCAUCUUCUCAACAAAUCAAGGACUGUGGGGCAAAUCGGGAAUGCCCAAAUUGCCAUUUUUGCAUUGAUAACAGUGAUGUUUCUCAAGAAUGGCCCGGCUUGCCGGUUGGUGUCAAGUUUGAUCCAUCUGAUGUAGAGCUCUUAGAACAUUUAGCUGCAAAAUGUGGUGUCGGAGACUCAAAGCCUCACAUGUUUAUCGAUGGGUUUAUUCUAACACUUGAAGGGAGCCAAGGAAUUUGUUAUACCCAUCCAGAAAAUCUUCCUGGUGCUAAGAAAGAUGGAAGCAGUGUCCACUUCUUUCACAGAACAAUGAAUGCGUAUUCUUCUGGUCAAAGGAAGCGCCGUAAGAUUCACAAUCAACAUUGUUUAACUGAAGAGCAUGUCCGCUGGCACAAAACUGGUAAGACCAAGCCUGUGAUAGAUAAUGGAGUGCAGAAAGGAUGGAAGAAAAUCAUGGUUCUUUAUAAGAGCUCAAAGAAGGGCAGCAAGCCAGAUAAGUCCAAUUGGGUAAUGCAUCAGUACCAUUUGGGGACUGAAGAAGAUGAAAAGGAUGGUGAAUAUGUGGUCUCUAAAAUUUCCUAUCAGCAGCAGAAGCAAAAUGAAAAGACUGAAGAAUGUCCAGUUAUUGAAGAUUCUGAUCAUUUGGCUCUUGAAACUAGUCCGAGGACCCCAAAUACAAAUCCUCCUAUUCCUCCCCGACCUGAGACAUCUUUAAAAUGUGAUAAUGCUGUUGAUGGUAAUAUGGCAACAUCACCUUUAGAGGUACCAGAGCUUAUUAUAGAAGAAUCAUCUGCUCCUUUAUCUGCUGCUGUUCAGCCUGAAAACCAUCUAGGGAGCAUGACAUGGUUGGCAGGUGAAUCUCAGGAUGUAGACUAUCCUGAUUUGAAUUCUAUUGAGGAAUCUUUGUUGUGCAGGGAGGAAAACAUUUCUUCUGCUUUCUUAGGCAAAUCAGGAAUUAAUAAUGUCUCAUACACCGAUAUUUUGUAUGAUUCAAAUAACAUGAAAGGGAUCAACAGUGCACCCUGUGGAAUUUCUGAUCUGGAAAACCUAGAACUGGAUACUCCACCAGAUUUUUCGAGUGAUCUACAGACAUUUUCUGGGGAAAGUCUUUUCGAUUGGAUAGACCGAAUCUGAAGAACAAUCACGCAAGCCUGACAAUAGAUUUUGAAGUUGCAUUUUGUUUGACCCUGGCUGAAGUUGUUUUCCUCACUAGCAUUUUCUUCAGCAGCAAAGAAUCAACUUGAGGCGUUGUCUAAACAGUUGAUGAAUCUAACAAGUCCACAAAGCUUGCUGUGGAGUGGUUGCUUUAGCUUUCUAGCGUUAUUUAUCAUUUUUUUUUUCUGGAGUUUGAUUUAAGCAGAAAUGUUCCUGGGGGUUUUUGUGUUGCAGAAUAUGUUAUGCAGCAGUGAGGUCGUGAGAUUCAGAGAUUGAUUUUGUCUUAUUCUGAUAAACUAUUUGACAUUAUAAAGAUUGAUGCUUUAUUACUGACACAAA